Messenger RNA from Aureobasidium pullulans EXF-150, 2016 nucleotides. Its product is annotated as sister chromatid cohesion protein Eso1. The coding region runs from base 1 to 2016 and encodes 671 amino acids. Gene Ontology annotation, molecular function: DNA-directed DNA polymerase activity; damaged DNA binding. The record is from RefSeq and is a predicted model, not a curated record. Lineage: Eukaryota; Fungi; Ascomycota; Dothideomycetes; Dothideales; Saccotheciaceae. Gene Ontology annotation, cellular component: replication fork; site of double-strand break; nucleus. The transcript has a single exon. Gene Ontology annotation, biological process: response to radiation; error-prone translesion synthesis.
AUGUCUUCACCCAAUUUUCUCGAGUCCUCGCCUGUAUCAUUGAGCUCACAGCGUCGCCGCAAGUCCGCCUUCACAUACCGACAGCUAGCUCAGCUCGCCGCCUCUGCCACAUCAUGCCCUCUACGCGUCAUCGCCCACAUCGAUCUCGAUGCCUUCUACGCUCAGUGUGAGAUGGUCCGCCUGGAUAUCCCUCCGGAUAAGCCGCUUGCCGUUCAACAGUGGCAAGGUCUCAUCGCAAUCAACUAUCCGGCACGAGCUUUCGGCCUCAAUCGACAUGUUACAAUCACCGAGGCAAUUAAGCAAUGUCCAGAUCUGAUUAUGCAACAUGUAGCGACAUGGAAAGAAGGAGACGAGAAAUGGGCAUAUCAUGAAGAUUCUUUCAGGAACAUGGCUACACACAAGGUCAGUCUGGACCCAUACAGGCUGGAGAGCAGAAGGAUCUUAGCUUGCAUCAAGGACCAUCUUCCAGCCGCUCCAAUAUCCAAGGUGGAGAAGGCCAGCAUUGAUGAAGUCUUUUUGGAUUUAUCUACCCACGUACAUGGCAUCAUGCUCGAGAGAUUUCCAGAGUUGAAGGGACCACCACCAUAUGACGAUCCUACGGAACAGCUACCAAGACCGCCUACUACCGCUCUCGAGUGGGACACGGAUGCCUUGGUCGACUUGGACUCUACAGAAACAGAAGACGAUGACCCUGACUGGGACGAUGUUGCUAUGGUCAUCGCUUCCGAGAUCGUGCGAGGUGUUCGAGCCAAGAUUUACGAAGUGUUGAAAUACACUUGUUCAGCCGGAGUUGCACGAAACAAAAUGCUCGCAAAACUCGGCUCUGCCCACAAAAAGCCAAAUCAACAGACUAUCAUUCGUAAUCGCGCUGUACAUCACUUCUUGAGCGACUUCAAGUUUACCAAGAUCAGAAAUCUGGGCGGCAAGCUCGGCGAUGAAAUUGUCGCAGCGUUCAGUACCGACACCGUCAAGGAUUUGCUUGAGGUUCCCGUCGAGCAGCUGAAAAAGAAAAUAGGUGACGAUACUGGUACAUGGCUCUACAGCAUCAUCCGUGGAGAGGACCACAGUGAAGUCAACCCGCGAACUCAGAUAAAAUCAAUGCUCAGCGCGAAGUCCUUCCGACCUUCUAUCAAUGCUUUGGAUUCAGCUGUAAGGUGGAUCCGUAUCUUUGUCGCUGAUAUCUUCUCGCGGCUUGUUGAAGAAGGUGUCUUGGAGAACAAGAGAAGGCCAAAGACACUGAAUUUGUAUCACAGACAAGGCGCACAAACCAGGAGUAAGUCGGCUUCCAUACCCAUGGGAAGGACUAUGGAUGAGACUCUACUGUUUGACAUAGCCAAGGGACUGCUUGCGCAAGUCAUUGCAGAAGGAAGAGCAUGGCCGUGUGCAAAUCUAUCGUUGAGUGUUAGCGGCUUUGAAGAGGGUGUGACUGGAAACAAAGGGAUUGGCGGGUUUCUGCUGAGAGGAGACGAAGCAAAAGCAAUAUCAGCUGCUCUCAGAGAGCCAUCAGAAACGCGGAACCCAGAGACACCCCCUCCAAACAAACGAAGACGGGUCGAGGAAAGUGGUAUACAGCGGUUUUUCGGAGCUAGGCAUGAAAGCUCGGGUGGUAUUUCAGAAAGAGAGGAGCAAGACAACGGUAUGGGAGAUGAGACAGGAGAAGCUCAAAGCCCCUUUGAUGUCCCUCCAUCCGCUCAGGGAGCUUCAGCCGACAUGUUCAAAUCACAUGAAGAGGAGCAAGCCGAGCAUCCAGACCACGACACUAGUCGCUAUACCUGCCCUCGAUGUAAUAGCUCUUUACUGGUCACGGAACAAGGCGAGCAUGACGACUGGCACUUUGCCAAGGACCUUGCGGCUGACCUCGCAGCGGAGGAGAGAGCGAAUGCAGCAGGGCAAGAACAAAGUCGUCCUCCAAGUACGAGUACGAAACCGUCCACCCAACCCAAGAGCAAAGGGCGAGGAAGACCUCCGAAUGUAGUAAAGGCGGAGAAAGGGCAGAAGAAGUUGCAGUUUGGUUAA